CCGUGAUUAUGAACAUUAUUUAUUUGAUAACAAAGCAUCUCGAGGCUAAGUUUGAAUUCUGGAAGUUCGGUUAUCGUUUUAUCUUUUCUAAAAAGUCAACGGCUUUGAGCUCACAUAGAUCCAUAAUCACACAGUGGAAGAAAUAACGGGUAAUAACGGUGAUAGAUGUGGGCCCGACAAAGACGAUCAGAAUAGAAAAGUAGAGCUGAUCGGAUCCAAGCCUAGCAACGGCAGUUUGUUCAAUUCAAACCGUCACUUCUCUUUAGAAGAUGAUCAUCCCAGAAAUGCAGAAAUAACGUUACUGGAGACGAGCGGGAAAACCUGGGAAGACCCUCCGUUCACGGCAGAUGGGUCUGUAUACUGGAAAGCAAACGGAAUCCAGAUAGACCCUGGAGAAGGAAAGGUUAACGUUGUUCAGGAUCCUCAUGUUACUGUUUUAACGGAAUCAUCAGAUAAUUCAGCUAGGUUUGAGAUACCGAAACCGGGUGGCUAUUUACAAAGGCCUAAGAGCUUCAUUCCCGCUGCCUUACCAACGGCCAGCGUCAAAGGAAUACAGCCUUUACCUGAAGUGAAAUUUAAAAGCUCUCAGAUGCUGCCGUAUAAGGAUGCCAUCGCUGCCCAACCAACAGCCCACACUCUAAACGCAACGACCAGACUCCCAAACAACCGGUUUAUGUUGACAGCGAGCAGUGAGCCUAUUAACCCAUCCUAUUUGAAACUAUUUGAACCCAAAGUAAGCGUGAACACAGCCGGACUGAAUUUCACAAUCCCCCCUUCCGAAGCAGGGAAUUUAGAAAUUACCCACAGCAAGAACAGUAGUGGCAACAUCAAGAGGCCGAUGAACGCUUUCAUGGUAUGGUCAAGAAUCCACCGAGGAGCGCUGUCCAGGGUCAACCCGAAGGCCACCAACGCGGAUAUCAGCGUGCAACUGGGGGUGGAGUGGAGCAAGCUGUCGGAGGAGCAGAAGACGCCUUACUACGAGGAAGCGUACAAGCUUAAACACAAGCACAGCCAGGAGUUCCCCGACUGGGUUUAUCAGCCGAAACCUGCGAAGAGGAAGUGUUACAGCUCUGGGGUAAUGGCUUCCACAGGACCCAGCUCCUCCCAGAGCCCCCUCACGCCCGUAACGUGGGCUAACAGGCCUUACUCUAUGGUCGCCCCCACCUCUAUCAACCAGAGGUACUCAACGACACACAUGGUGACGACAGGACACGGUGGGCAUGCCAUACUCCCGGGCAUGAAUCCCACUCUCCCCCAGACCGCCAGUCCACCCGUCAUCUACCUUCAGAGCAACCCCCUCCAUACCCUCCAAUCAUGGGCCAAGCUGCCGGAGCGGAGCGAGGCUGGUACCAGCAGGCCCCUGCCCCCUUCCCUGGGCAAUCACAUCGAGCCCUCCCUCUCCCUCAUGACCAAGGAGGUAGUGUCCAGUCCCUUCCAGAGGAUAACCGCCGCCCAACCAUACUACAGCCACGCCCCUCAGUUGUCUGUAGACAUGCCCCUUCCCAGCAUGCCCCCCUGCUCCAGUGCCCUGCAGAUGCCCCUCCCAAACCUCUCCCACCUCUGCAUGUACGCUUCGCCCCCACUGCCACACCCCACCAGCCUCUUCCCUUACCACCAGGCUUUCUGCAUGCCCGGGCCCCAGUUCUACCCAACAUGCCCGUGCACUUACCCUUCUAGUGCGUGCAACUACUCCGAGUUAUCUUACCCCGCGGGCGACCCGGUCUACUAUGACGACGGUUGCCAGAAGCACGAGGCCAUGUUCUCUGCCGUAAACCGGGAGUACAUGUUCAGAGAUCGCGGGGAAGGGAGCGGUCAUUCCGGCGGUCAUGGGGUGCCCGGGCCGGAGUUUAUGAAUUCGGACCCUCCACUUGACCCUCACGCACUCGAUGAGGUCUACACAGUCCCAGCCGCAGAGAACGCAUCCCAUGUGCAGACAGUCAACAUCAUCAACGAAGACAACGAAGAGGAGGAGAGAGUGCUUAGAGUUCUGUAGCACUGGUUCUGGUACUGUCGGUAUGUGCGUUGAAAUACCGGCAUGUAACUGGAAACAGUUACAUCAGUUGUCUAUCUGAUGGUAGCCUGUUUAUGUUGACUAAAGUGUGUUAUUUAUUUAUUCAUUGAUUGAGUUAAUGACUGUUUUGUUGGGAGGUAGACUUGUUUUUUCUCUCAGGUUAUUUUGUCUUUGGAGUGUUAUGUGUGACA
Molecule: messenger RNA, 2202 nt
Organism: Anguilla anguilla (European eel)
Lineage: Eukaryota; Metazoa; Chordata; Actinopteri; Anguilliformes; Anguillidae
Product: transcription factor SOX-30-like
Exons: 5
Coding region: 590-1993 (467 amino acids)
Biological process (GO): regulation of transcription by RNA polymerase II
Cellular component (GO): nucleus
Molecular function (GO): sequence-specific double-stranded DNA binding; DNA-binding transcription factor activity, RNA polymerase II-specific
Source: RefSeq, a predicted model, not a curated record